GUAUAUAUGGAGAGCCGCAGGCCCAACACUCCCUACUUCAUAUGUAGCAUUCAGGAUUUUAAACUGAGUAAGCGAGACCAUCUGUUACUGAGUGUUAAAUGGUACUACCGUCAGUCAGAGGUCCCAGACUCAGUCUACCAACACCUGGUGCAGGAUCGCAACAAUGAUAACGAUUCUGGCCGGGAGCUAGUCAUCACAGACCCAGUGGUCAAGAGCAGAGAACUCUUCAUCUCUGACUAUGUGGACACAUACCAUGCUGCUGCCCUCAGGGGGAAGUGUAACAUUGCCCAUUUCUCCGACAUCUUUGCUGCCAGAGAGUUCAAAGCUCGCAUCGACUCAUUUUUCUACAUCCUGGGAUACAACCCAGAGACCAGGCGACUAAACAGCACACAAGGAGAGAUCAGAGUGGGGCCUAGUCACCAAGCCAAGCUUCCCGAGCUGCAGCCCUUCCCCUCCGAGGCCCCGGAGGGCCUGGGUCAGGCUGUGACAGAGAAUGAGGAGCUGGUGUGGAUGCCAGGGGUCAACGACUGUGACCUGCUCAUGUACCUCAGGGCUGCAAGGAGCAUGGCUGCCUUCGCUGGCAUGUGUGACGGAGGUUCUACGGAAGACGGUUGCCUAGCGGCCUCGCGAGACGACACCACACUCAACGCACUUAACACGCUUCACGAGAGCAGUUAUGAUGCAGGCAAGGCCCUACAGCGCCUGGUCAAAAAGCCUGUUCCCAAACUCAUAGAGAAGUGCUGGUCAGAAGACGAAGUGGUAAGAAUGGAUUGUCAUCAGAAGAUUAAGGAGGAGUCUCCUAUGAAGAGUGUCAAACGCCAGAGAGAGAAGGGAGGAGCCUCAGACACCGAGGACACAGACAACAGGACAAGCGCCAAAAAGUCCAAGACCCAGGAGCUGGGUCGGUCCGACUCGCCGUCAGAAUGCGAGGGAGAGGGCGAAGGCGAGAGCUCUGACGGGCAUAGCGUCAACGAGGAGUGUAGCAGUGACGCUAAAGACAUUGACCAGGACAACCGCAGCUCCUCGCCCUCCAUCCCCAGCCCCCGAGACGGGGAGAGUGACUCGGACUCCUCCGCCCAGCAACAGCUGCUCUUACUGCAGAGACAAGAGAGAGAGAGGGAGAGGGUGAGAGAGGGGCAGUCGCAGCACCCUCCGGUUACCCAGUCUUGUCAGCCAGGGACCUUCUGUGGUCGCUCCACCACCCCUCCAUUACCUUCCACGUCCUCCUCAGCCCCCUCACUGGUCCCCCAGGUCCCACCCUCCUCCGCACCCCCCACUUCUCUUCCACUGCCUCUACCGCCUCCUAUGCCCCAACAGGCCGGCCCCCUCUCUCUCAUCCAAUCGGGGGCGUCGCUCCACCCCCAGAGGCGGCCCUCCCCCUUGCCUCAUUCUCCACAGCAGGGGAUGUCUCAGGCUCCACCCCCAGGACCGCCAGGCUCCACCCAGUCGCUACCAAGCACGUUCCACGGCCCACUGCCCCACCCAUCAUCCAUGCCACACCCACUCCAAACUGGCCCCUCUCACCUGCCCCACCCCCACUCCCUGCCCCCUCAAAGCUUCCCAUUGGGCCCCCAGUCUCAGGUCCCGCCCUCCCCGCUCCCUCUCAGUCAAUCGCAGCAGCCGUCUCACAGGGCCCACACGCCCCCCGGCCAAUCAUCGUCGUCCCAGGGUGGCUCGUCCAAUCAGCCGCCCCGCGAGCAGCCCCUACCCCCCGCCCCUUCCAUGUCCAUGCCCCACAUCAAGCCUCCUCCCACCACCCCCAUCCCCCACAUGCCCAACCGCGACCCUCAGUCUCACAAACACGGGCCUCCACACCUCUCAGCGCCCCCCUUCCCCCAGAUGCCCUCCAACCUGCCCCCUCCACCCGCCCUCAAGCCCCUCUCCUCCCUGUCCACCCACCACCCUCCUCCUGCCCACCCUCCUCCCCUCCAGCUCAUGCCCCAGGGCCCAGGCCAGCAGCUCCAGCCUCCACCAGCCCAGCCCCCUGUCCUCACCCAGUCCCAGAAUCUCCCCAUUUCAGAGAGAGAGCGAGGCAGCCAGCACCACCCUCCUCCUCCUCUACCCCCGUCCGGACCAUCACCAUCCUCCCACCCCAACACAUCCCAACAGUCCCCGUUCCCUCCUCACCCGUUCGCCCCUGUCCUGCCCCUCUCCUCCUCUGGCUGUCCUCCCCCCUCCUCAUCCUCCUCUCUACCACCAGGCCUCCAGCCCCCCUCUUCCUCCAUCUCCAUGCCCCUCCCAGCCUCCGUCGGCUCCGCCUGCCCAGGUCCCGCCCUCCCACCUGUACACAUCAAGGAGGAACCUCUCGACGAAUCAGAGGAGCCCGAGAGCCCUCCGCCCCCUCCACGGAGCCCCUCCCCCUCCCCUACCAUCGUCAACACGCCCAGCCAUGCUAGCCAAUCAGCACGGUUCUACAAGCAUCUGGACCGUGGCUACAACACGUGUGCUAGGACAGACUUCUAUUUUACUCCUCUGGCUGCUUCUAAACUGGCCAAGAAGAGAGAAGAAGCACUGGAGCGGGUCAAGAGGGAGGCCGAGCAGAAAGCCCGGGAGGAGAAGGAGAGGGAGAAGGAACGAGAGAGGGAACGGGAAAGAGAGAAGGAACAGGAGAGAGCUGUGAAAGCCUCCAGUUCGUGUCACGACGGCCGUAUGGGUGACCCCCAGAUGGGUGGCUCCGCCCACAUGCGUCCUCCCUUCGACGGCCCCCCUACCUCCAUCGCUGCAGUGCCCCCCUACAUCGGCCCCGACACGCCCGCCCUGCGCACCCUCAGCGAGUACGCCCGCCCCCAUGUCAUGUCCCCGACCAAUAGGAACCACCCCUUCUUCGUCUCCCUCAACCCCAACGACCCCCUGAUGGCCUAUCACAUGCCUGGUCUCUACAACGCCGACCCGGGCAUGCGGGAGCGCGAGCUGCGAGAGCGGGAGAUGAGGGAGAGAGAGAUGAGGGAGAGGGAGCUGAGAGAGAGGAUGAAGCCUGGGUUCGAACACAAACCCCCGGAACUAGAAGGCAUGCACCCCUCGGCUAACCCCAUGGAGCACUUCGCCCGACACGGCGCCAUCUCCUUACCUUCCAUGGCGGGACCGCACCCCUUCGCCUCCUUCCACCCGGGUCUCAACCCCCUGGAGAGAGAGCGUUUGGCGUUGGCCGCGGGACCCCAGCUCAGACCAGACAUGAGCUACCCGGAGCGGCUGGCGGCGGAGAGGCUGCACGCCGAGAGGAUGGCGGCGGUGGCCAACGACCCUAUCGCCAGGCUUCAGAUGUUCAACAUCACGCCUCAUCACCACCAGCACUCCCACAUCCACUCACACCUGCACCUGCACCAGCAGGACUCCCUGCACCAAGGCGGUGGUGAAUGUCUUGUGUGCCCUCCAGGUUCGGGGGGGCACCCCCUCGUAGACCCCCUGGCAGGAGGCCCGCAUCUCGCCCGCUUUCCCUACCCGCCCGGCGCAAUCCCCAACCCCCUCCUGGGACAGAACCCACACGAACAUGAGAUGCUGCGACACCCGGUCUUCGGUACUCCGUACGCCCGGGACCUUCCUCCCCAGAUGUCCGCAGCCCACCAGCUCCAGGCCAUGCAUGCCCAGUCUGCAGAGCUGCAGCGGCUAGCUAUGGAACAGCAGUGGCUGCAUGGACAUCACCACAUGCACGGUGGCCCACUUCCUGGACAAGAGGACUAUUACAGCCGGCUGAAGAAGGAAAGCGACAAGCAACUGUAACCGACCAAAUGGGGACGCAGGAAGUUGCCUAGGACACAGGAACAGGAAGUAGUUACAGAGCAGUCGGUCAGUCAGAGGAACUCGACCUCCGCCCCUCCCAAAACAUUUCCCGUUACGAAGAACAACAAAAAAACUGAAGAGAAAAAAGAGGAGGAAGAUUUUUCUGUUGUCUGUUUUCCUUCCAUGUCUGUUUUCUCUUUUCGUUAAGGACAUUGAGAGACGUUGUUUGGUGUAACUACAGCCUUCUAGUAGUGGCACCGACUUCAAGACUGAUUGUGACUUUCCUGCAUGAAAACUCCUCUAAAGCUUCCACAACGCGUUUGUAGGUAGCACACGUUCACUGUGCUAGUCGACGGAAAGGAAACAAGACGGGAAAAGAGAGUUCCAGACAUUAUAUCCACGGAAAGAUUCAAAAACUAAGUGCUAUUGUUAUUUUAAUACAUUAUUGGAGGUUUUCAUAAUUUGAACGAAAAGCUGCAGCAUGGCAUUUUUUUGAGUCUGUAAAUAGUAUAUAUAUAUACAUAUAAUUAUUAUUAUUAUAAUUGUUACUAGGUGUGGUCUCUGAACCAAGUCAUUUAUAAACCUCCAAUAUGUUAUUGUGUUCUGAAGCAUUAUGCCUUGUUUUAACGGGGGAGGGGGCAACAUAGCAUUACUAUAACAGCCAAAGGGUACAGCGAUGGUCCCAGUCCUGUGGUGUGGGGGUACCUCAGAGAGCCGUAUAGUCCCAGACUCUCACCUACACAAGACUGUCCCAUCCACCUCCUUUCAUUAUACACCUCUUGACAAGCACCAUAUUGUCAGACAGAAUGCCUGAACUUACUGCGUUGAGUUAAUGAUUUGAGACCCUUGAAGAGGACUGACUAUAUCUCAGUCACCAAGUCAUCUAUGGAUCAGCAUAUCCCCCUGUCCUGCCCUGUGCUGUCCUGCCCUGUGCUGUCCUGUCCUGCCCUGCCCUGUCCUGCCCUGCCCUGUAGUGUACAAUACCCUGAUGCAGACAUCAUCUAUUGCACUCCAAGGAAGACUAGAUAGAAUCCCUCAGUUACUACUCUAUGGAUGUUAGGUUACUACUCUAUGUGGAAGACUAGAUAGAAUUUCUCUGUGCUUUUAAUUGAUUUUGACACUCGACUAUGGAGUCAACAUAAUUAAGAAACAUUUAAAAGUUUAUAGGCAGAUUUUUAAAACCUGUUUUACAAUUUUCUUAUACAAUGUUUUAAAAUUGUCUUCGUGUCUUCAAGCUACACUGAGGCGCCAACAUGUGUUCUGAUCUGACUGUGGGUGAGUGGACUUGAACAAGGGUGCUAGAGGGAACUGCGGGUGGUGACGAUGGUGAUAACCCUGGUUUCCUCACUCCUCUAUUUGUCCAAGUGUGGCUGCUACAGCAAGACUUCUCUAGCCUGGUAUAUUUGUGCUGUCUUGACAACUCCUAGGGUACCAGGCUAGUGGUUCUCCUCCAUGAGGGGAUCCUGAUAUACUGUGUGCUGUGCUGCCAUAUUCACUGUGACUAACAGGCCUAGCUACAUGGGAGGACGUGGGUCCAGUACUGGGUCCAGAUUCUAUCUAACAGGCCUAGCUACAUGGGAGGACAUGGGUCCAGUACUGGGAGCAGAUUCUAUCUAACAGGCCUAGCUACAUGGGAGGACAUGGGUCCAGUACUGGGAGCAGAUUCUAUCUAACAGGCCUAGCUACAUGGGAGGACGUGGGUCCAGUACUGGGUCCAGAUUCUAUCUAACAGGCCUAGCUACAUGGGAGGACAUGGGUCCAGUACUGGGAGCAGAUUCUAUCUAACAGGCCUAGCUACAUGGGAGGACGUGGGUCCAGUACUGGGUCCAGAUUCUAUCUAACAGGCCUAGCUACAUGGGAGGACGUGGGUCCAGUACUGGGAGCAGAUUCUAUCUAACAGGCCUAGCUACAUGGGAGGACAUGGGUCCAGUACUGGGUCCAGAUUCUAUCUAACAGGCCUAGCUACAUGGGAGGACAUGGGUCCAGUACUGGGAGCAGAUUCUAUCUAACAGGCCUAGCUACAUGGGUCCAGUACUGGGAGCAGAUUCUAUCUAACAGGCCUAGCUACAUGGGAGGACAUGGGUCCAGUACUGGGAGCAGAUUCUAUCUAACAGGCCUAGCUACAUGGGUCCAGUACUGGGAGCAGAUUCUAUCUAACAGGCCUAGCUACAUGGGAGGACGUGGGUCCAGUACUGGGAGCAGAUUCUAUCUAACAGGCCUAGCUACAUGGGAGGACAUGGGUCCAGUACUGGGUCCAGAUUCUAUCUAACAGGCCUAGCUACAUGGGAGGACGUGGGUCCAGUACUGGGUCCAGAUUCUAUCUAACAGGCCUAGCUACAUGGGAGGACGUGGGUCCAGUACUGGGAGCAGAUUCUAUCUAACAGGCCUAGCUACAUGGGAGGACGUGGGUCCAGUAUUGGGUCCAGAUUCUAUCUAACAGGCCUAGCUACAUGGGAGGACAUGGGUCCAGUACUGGGAGCAGAUUCUAUCUAACAGGCCUAGCUACAUGGGUCCAGUACUGGGAGCAGAUUCUAUCUAACAGGCCUAGCUACAUGGGAGGACAUGGGUCCAGUACUGGGAGCAGAUUCUAUCUAACAGGCCUAGCUACAUGGGUCCAGUACUGGGAGCAGAUUCUAUCUAACAGGCCUAGCUACAUGGGAGGACGUGGGUCCAGUACUGGGAGCAGAUUCUAUCUAACAGGCCUAGCUACAUGGGAGGACAUGGGUCCAGUACUGGGUCCAGAUUCUAUCUAACAGGCCUAGCUACAUGGGAGGACGUGGGUCCAGUACUGGGUCCAGAUUCUAUCUAACAGGCCUAGCUACAUGGGAGGACGUGGGUCCAGUACUGGGAGAAGAUUCUAUCUAACAGGCCUAGCUACAUGGGAGGACGUGGGUCCAGUACUGGGUCCAGAUUCUAUCUAACAGGCCUAGCUACAUGGGAGGACAUGGGUCCAGUACUGGGUCCAGAUUCUAUCUAACAGGCCUAGCUACAUGGGAGGACGUGGGUCCAGUACUGGGAGCAGAUUCUAUCUAACAGGCCUAGCUACAUGGGUCCAGUACUGGGUCCAGAUUCUAUCUAACAGGCCUAGCUACAUGGGAGGACAUGGGUCCAGAUUCUAUCUAACAGGCCUAGCUACAUGGGAGGACGUGGGUCCAGUACUGGGUCCAGAUUCUAUCUAACAGGCCUAGCUACAUGGGAGGACAUGGGUCCAGUACUGGGAGCAGAUUCUAGGAAGUGGAGGUGUAAUGUCGGUGGUCCUAUUGCCUCCAGGCUCUCGCUGUUCUCCCCUGCUGGCUGGUCAGCCGUCCCCUCAGCCUGCACAGCUUCUCCUGGCCUCCCCUUCAAUGCCGGGGGUGUUGAGUGUACUGUACGCCAUGCCAUUGACUGUUCUGUUCAGUUCACCUAACUGUCAUACCAGUCUACUGGCUGUUAGCUCUCACCUAUCCUAUGUUAGCCUAUGGUCAAGUUCCUUCUACUCCUCUCUGGUCCGUCCAUGUGCUCUGUUUGUCUGUCUGUUCAAUGCACAUUCACUCAUCUCAUGUACUCCUCUUCAUCUGCUGCCUCCUCCUCUUUCAGACACCACCCUCCUCUUUCUGACACCACCCUCCUCUUUCUGACACCACCCUCCUCUUUCUGACACCACCCUCCUCCUCUUUCUGACACCACCCUCCUCCUCUUUCUGACACCACUCUCCUCUUUCUGACACCACUCUCCUCUUUCUGACACCACCCUCCUCCUCCUUCUGACACCACCCUCCUCCUCUUUCUGAAACCACCCUCCUCCUCUUUCUGACACCACCACCCUCCUCUUCCAUCUGACACCACCCUCUUCUUCCUGCCUUUUCGUGUUCUCUCCUCUCCUCCAAACCCUUGGAUGUUAGGUGUUGUCAAUGGUUUAUCUUCUCAUUUCCAAGCAGCAAUAGCAGAAUGUCUACACAUUCUGACCGGCUAAGAUUUAUAUAUAUAACUGGUAUCUUGAAGCAUAUUGUAUAUAUUAGUAGUCACCAUGGGGAUGAUGACAUGACAAUGUAAACAAAAAGUAGAAAUAAUAAGAAAAAGUGAGUCCUGUGUUCUCUCUCCAUUUGAGUAUUUUGUAAUUUUUUUGAAAAAUGUGUGGAAUUAAAAUAAACGACUAAGUUACACCUCAA
Messenger RNA from Salvelinus namaycush (lake trout), 7864 nucleotides. Its product is annotated as arginine-glutamic acid dipeptide repeats protein-like. The transcript is spliced from 15 exons. Gene Ontology annotation, cellular component: nucleus. Bases 7 to 3717 code for a protein of 1236 amino acids. The record is from RefSeq and is a predicted model, not a curated record. Lineage: Eukaryota; Metazoa; Chordata; Actinopteri; Salmoniformes; Salmonidae. Gene Ontology annotation, molecular function: chromatin binding; transcription corepressor activity.